AUCACCGCUUUCUUUUUCGGGAUCGAAAUGAAUGAAACAUGACAAAUACGGUUACAACUGACUCUGAUGCUUGGUCUUCUGUCACUGAACAAAGUAUUUUUCUUGACGAUGGCCUUAAAUUUCUUGUGGAGGUUCUCCAACCGCCUGCAAUCUCCACAGAGCACUCCACAUUCGUGGAGCGCAUUUCGGAGCACAAGUUUGAAACUUCUUCAAACGCGGAACUUCGCAAACGCCUUCUGAAAACAUGUGCUCUACAACACAGCUCAUACUACAAGCUUUUUGAUUAUCGUCAGCGUGCUUUGCUUGGCCUCUGGCAGUCACAGAAAUCCAAGAUAAUACCAUUAUCGUCGAAAAAUUCUUGCCCUCCUGCUGUUGAUUCCAAAGAGGGAAAACCGAAAGUUCCUUUUCAGGAUGAUUCUUUUUCGUCCCAUGUUAGCCUUCUUCUUCUAGUUCCUAUUUUAGAAUCUCAAAGCCGAACAGAUCCUUCUUUAGCUGGACAGUGUUCAGAAUUGUUACUUCAGUGUCUUCAAAAUUGCGCUCCAAACUCUCUCGCAGCUGAGCCUACAAGCUGCAUCAAAGGUUUGGCUAAUUUGUUGUGCAAUUGGCUCCAGCAAGCCAACGAUGAAGAAAAUAUCAGUAGACAGGAGGAACUGGCUCGGUGUGGAGUAAAGCGAGAGAGUCUAGUGGCGGCUCUUGUCUCUUUAGCUUGCGCGAGGUUGUCUGUUCAUCUAUUUAUUCAAGUACUUGACAUCCUUCUGCAGCAGAGGACUCCCCUGACCAAGCUGCCUGUUGGUGCUGUACUGAAGAGAAUGGUUGAAUAUGAAAGAAAAGGUUUCUUCAGUGAAUCUAGUGUGAUACAAACUUCCAGGUUUAUCUCUAGCUGGAAAUUUGACACAAAUUUAACUGAAUUUGAUGAUUCAAUAAACAACAGUGACCAGAUUAAUACUCUUGCUUGUGAUGGAAAGUUCUUGUACCAUGUUAGUGGAGAAAGUAAAGGGCUUGUCAAGAUUGGCACUGGAAAGUGGGGAACUGUAAGGAGUGCUGUUUAUGCCAGAAAUGCUGAUCUAAAGAAUGGGUGGCUAACCAUUGUACAGGAUAGGUUGUUAUUUCGACCAAAGCAGUUUGAUACCCAACCUGCAAACUUAUGUUAUGUAUUGGAUGUAGUGUCCUUGAAGGUCUUACAGACAAUAAAGUUUAGGGAUGCAGUUGAACCUGGAGCUGAUGAAAUGCAAACUCUGCAAUGCAGAACAGUGCAAUUACUGAGUGAUCAGGUUCAUUUAUUUUGGCUGUGGUGUUCAACACCAACAGAAUCAGCCAGUCAAGAGAAUAGAAGAGUGGAUUUGUGGUUACAAGAAUUCAAACUAGAAGCAUGUGAUGAUAAAUUAAAAGCCUCUCCUUGUGGUGAACCAGUUGUUGUGUCAAAGAAGGAGGAACCUCCUUCCUGUUUGUCAUCACCAUUGCCCGUCAGACAUUCACCAACAACACCUACUGGACAAAAAGAUGCAGAAGAUAUUGUCAGUUGUGGUGUAUCAAUGGGCACUCUGAAGCAGUCAGCCAUGUUUAUCAGUGGUGAAACAUUGGUUAUAGUGGUUCCACACCUUACCAGUCCUUCUGGUCCUAUGCUGCUGACACUUAGGGGACAAAAAAGUCCAACAAAUUAUUGCUUUUCAACUGUGGAUGGUUCUUGUGUUAAGCAUGAGAGUGUUGUUAACUCAGCUUCAUCAAAAUGGCAAGAUUUAAUAGCUCCAGGACUAAGUGUCUGUCAUGAUGUAGUUAACAGUAGGCUGUGGAGUUAUUGCUGCAAUCAUAUUGGUGAAUGGGUAUCUGGUGGACUUCCAUCCUGUAAUCAAAUAUCUCAGCUUCUUGGAACUUCAGGCUCAGCUGUAACCACACAAGGUUCAGUUGACCUGGUGGAGGCUUCUUCGCUCCUGGCACAUCACAUAACAUAUCUAUGCAGACGACAAGAUGCUAAGACAAAGGUGGCUUCAACGAAAAAUGAAGAGAUUCAUUUUGGUGAUACUUCAGACUUUUGCAACAUAAGGCAUAUCAACAAUGUUUUAAAUGCUGCCAUUACCAAUGGCCAACAUGAUGUUACAAUAGCCAUGCUAGUUGCUCUGCAAACUCUUAUGACACAAGUCAGUGAAAGGGCAAACAAGCUUGAUGACAACUCUGUUAAAGGAACAAAACAUCUUGUUUGGAAACUGGUUCAGUCUCCUGCUGAUUCUGUUGGAGCUGAAAUCAAGCUUGAAGCUUUUAAGGUGUUGACAGUUGGUCUGGAAGUGUUUUAUUCCACUCCGUCAGAGAGGAGUGCUCUACUAAUGCUACUAUUGUCUGAAGGAGAGUCUUCUUCAGACAUGGCAAUGCUGUUGAAUUUUUUACUCUCAAAUUUAACUGAGAACUUAAUGAGUCAUAAACCUGGGGCAUCAUCCAACGAAAGGUUAGCAGAAGAUGUGGUCUUUGCUGCUCUGAAAGUAUCUGUCAAAGAGUCAUGUCACUUGAUCAUGCAGUGUUGUAGUCUAGAGGAUGAACCAUUCUGUGCUCUGGUUGCCAAACACCCAGACCUUUCUCCUGUUCUGCACUAUGUAACAACUGUCUUUGCAAGAAGCUGGAGAGAUUUUGUACUCCCUGAGGAGCAGGAAUCAGAUGUCAAGGGUUUUGAUGACACAGUAAAACCAGUUGAUUGUCAGAAGCUCUCAUUAAUAGUCCUAGAAGCUUGUCAACAGAUUCUUGAUGUUGUUUUAGAAGUUCUUUCCAAGUUGUCAGAGGAGUGCAAAGGAGGAGUAAAAUCCAGAGUUGAGGGACUUGAGCAUGUAAUGAAGGCCACCCUUGUGGGACAGAUCCUUCCUAUGCUGGCAUCAGUUUUGUCCUCUGAUAGAUGUCUCACUCUGUCCAUGGCUAAGAGCUUUCUCCAAAGUGUGACCAACGUAACGGUGACUGCAGCAAGGGUUGCUCACUUCAUAUCAGAGUUGAAAUCAUCGUCACAGGAUGAUGCUAAAGAUGAAUGUCGGGCCCCCUCCCCGGAAUCCAGUACUUUCUUAUCACCAUGGUUAAGACCCCGUAAAGUAGAGAGUCCACACCCAGUUAGAGAUGCCUACCAGUGCUGUGAAACCGUAGUGUUACCAGGCGUAUCAUGUCUGUAUCUUAACUUUGAUCUAAGAUGUGCCACUCAGUAUGAUUACGAUAAGGUACUUGUAUACGCUGGCAAUAACACAAAUGGUCGCAAAGUUGCAGAGUUUGGUGGCAACUCGCAUGGCGCAGGCAGCAGAGGUGUUGUGCAGAUGGGAUGGCCAAAGGAACCUCUCAUGGUGGAGGGUGAUGCAGUCACUAUCUCAUUCCAAGUGAAGAGUUCACGGGAGCGUAACACCCCAGAUGUUGCUGUGUGGGGAUUCAGUUGCAUUGUAAGCACAAAGGAGUAUAAGGAAGAACCUUCCACGCUGUUGUUCUUUGACGACCUGUACCUAAGCCUCUCAUUACUCACCCACAGUCUGCUGAAGGUUAGGUACCAGGGCCCAGCAAAUACGGAAGCCGAAGAUGCUUGCCAACAUUUACUCGAUUCUGAAUUGUUACAAAGGUGUGUGUGGCCAACCUCAGCUGACGCAUCGACAGCAUCAGGAACGUGUGGUACAGCCAUUACAGUUGAAUCAGAGAAGAGUUCUCCUUCUAGUCUUGAAAGUGUUUCAUCGAAGCCGAGCGUCAAAUUGUCUCCAGACCUUUUGAAACGUCUGAGAGUUGCCUCAGGUAUUCUGGCCCCCACUCUCCGCCCCAGCCUACAGCAAGCCAUACUACCAGAAGCCAUCGAGGAAGUAGUGGUUCGGUGUGCGAUUAACCAUUUAGGACUCAGUAAGACUGUUCAUGGUCUGGAGCUUCUUCAGGCGACGGAGACAGAUGGUGAGGAGUACAGUUACCUAUGUGACGUGAUGCGGGAGGUGUACAAUCGUUUGAACGGUCUGAUCAGACAGCUGCAGACUAUGGCGGAGAUGGAGCAGAAGUGGGCUCACGAGAUGGAAGAUGUACGUAGUGGAAUCCUGCAGCCGAGUGCUGCCUUCUUCGAUGAAUUCCACCUGCAAGAGGCCAAGAGUAAGGAGCUUGAGUUACUGUGUUCACUGAAAAAUGUUGAGUUUGAUCCCAUAGAGCAAGAAAAAUCGGUGGGCAAACUGAUAGAGCGGCUGGAUACAGAAGCAAGAGCAGAACCCCAACAGGCUAAAAACGGUCUGAAUGUGAUGCCAGUCACCAAGAAGUUUCUGUUUUCUAUUAUGGAGUGUGCAGAGCUUCUUUGUAAUGUGACUAUUGAAGCGAGCCGGAAGAAACCUGUUCCAGAGAGAACUAUAUCGCACUGUAGCUUUGCACCGGAUCACGGUCAACAAUCGAAACAAGUUACCUCCAAGGACGAGAACCUUGCUCCUUCUUCGCCGCUUCUCAGUCGCUCAUUUUCAGCACCAUCCACCCUGGAUCAAUCUACGUCACUUCAGGAAGGCAUACAUGACAUACGUAGAUUGCAGCGCUGGAGAACGAACGUUCAAAAGAAGCACAGUCGGGUUUCAUCUGAAAAUCAGACGGAUUCUGAUGCAAGAACUUUUGUUUCGACUGUGGCCGAGAUUUUCACUUUUAUUGGCAGCAAUCCAGACAAAGCUGUGACUUGUUCCAGUUUCCUCGCUGCAGCUCGAGUCCGGAAUGAGCGAGGGUUGGACCGAGUGCACGCUCUCCAGUGUAUGAUAGAGCUGGUUACAGUUUGCUCCCGACUUGGUUUGCAUUUGCCUUAUGUGAUGACUGCUGUGGCUUCCAUUCUUGCUCAAGGUCCAAGGCCUGAGGAGCUUAAAUGCGGAGGCAUGGUGCGAGAGGUUCGCGACAUGUUCUCUGCUGCAGUCCAAGCCGUGGUCCAGAGGGCGUCCUCUGAGCCAGAAGUGUAUCGUGACAGCGUAUUAGUGCUCUCUGUCUGUCCGUUCUCAUGGCACGAAGAGCGCUGUGUAAUGAGGAGUGGUUUAGUGUAUCUGUUGGAUAAACUGUGUUCUAUGAGAAGCAAAAAGACUGACACAGCAUUGAAUUUAUCAGCUAUGGCUUGGGCUGGCUUUCAGGUGCUUUUGGAUCGGAUAGUUCAGUGGGAGAAUGGUAAAGAUUUCUGCCUUGGUGCUAUUGAGUGGUCUGGCUUAGCCCAUCAAGUGUCCAGUCUGUUGUCGAACUACCUCAGUUGUGUAUUGGAGGAGGGCCGUAAGGACGGUGUCUCUUCUAGGGACGCUCUGCAGUACGUCAUGGAAUUGUUACACGGAAUUAGCAGGAGCAAACUAGGAGACGGGAUUCUUCGUGAGCCACGCACCAUCUCCACCCUCCUAUCGCUACUACUGGAUCGCGAAGCGCCUCCUAAACUAAUACUUAUUGUGCUCAAACUCUGCUGCUUGGCCUUACCAUUGAUGAGCGCCAAGAGCUGCGAGGAAGUAGAGUUACCCUCCUCUGCCAAGCUAUAUUUUGGAGGGAAACAUGAAGAGAGCCUUGAGGGGAGCUCAGUGGUUAGAGUAGCUAAACUGUUUCUUGCUAAGCUGGGUGACUUUUUGCUGCCUUCACUGAGUCCGGAAAGGGAGGAAGAUCAGGAAGAAGAAGUGGAUGAAUAUGACGACAGUGAGAUCGCACACAAAGAUGAAGACAGCAUGUGUGUGUAUGUACAUAAACGAGAUGAUCAACCGGCUCAUGAAAUUGUUCGGAAUGUUCUCAGUAUGAUCAGUAUGGGCUUUUUCUUUGUUGUUGGACACGGUUCGGAGUUGGAGCGCGCGGUCAAGCUUGACCAAGAGCUGACCGAGUACGGACAAGGUGUUCUUCUCACCGACACUUUGUCAGAGUGUUUAAAGAAGGCGGCUGAAUGGGCUCAGAAAGGACUUGUGGUCAGUAUAGGCCCUGCUGCCUUGGCAGAAGGAGAUGGAGGACAAGGAAUACCUUUAGUGGGAUCCGGAGACCCAGAGAGAGUCUGUAAAGCCAGGAACAGCCGUCUGUCAAGAACCGAAACCAGCCGUCCAUUCAUCAGUGGUCAAGUAGCUCACACCAUGGCUUCUGAAGUGAUCUCUUUGUUGCACGGGUUCUUAACGCAUUCUACCUCUGAGACCGCUAAGAUAUGGGCCUCUUCUGUGCGAGAUGUGUUGUGCGAGGCGCUUAAUUACGUGCCCGACUUGGUUAGGACCCUGGAAGCGGAAGGAAGGAUCUCAUCAGACGGGCCCCAAACGGCUCUCAAAGAACAGGAUUCCGAAGAUGAUGAGAAGACUGGUCAUGAACAAGAGUGGAUUUUCAAAGCUAGGAGCAUUAUGGCGUCUCUCUGUGCUCUGGGUGGUUUUGGCCAAAGUAUCCACCCAGGGUGCACAGUUCUGAUCACCGGAGAAGAUAUGGUACGUACAACUGGCGAAGUUGUCAGUGUGUCCGAGAGACAGGGCGUGGCUACGGUACUUCUGGACAAGGGAGGGGAAAGCUACAGCGAUAGGGUACAGGAGAUACCACUGGCGAGGCUCGAAGUUGCCAACGCUCAGGUUGUGUAUCUUACCGAGUUGUCCAUGGAACAACAAACUGUCGCUGCUUUGCUUACUAUUUUAAAUUCGAAAGAAAUAAUUUUUGAUCAGCUUUUGGAGGCAGACCAAAGUGAGAAAGUUGUCCCUCCCUCACCCGCAGCAAGAAUUCUGGCGGAAAUGAAAACAAGAGCAAGUAUGGUGCUAUCUGCCCAGAUGCAUGACUCAUCCUUUAUCACGGCCAUUUUAUCAAACCCGUCAUUCGAGAUCAUCUCUAGAUUAUCAGGAGAGUGCGAUCCAGGCUUAAGACUGCCUGUAAUACAGAAACACUGCCAGCAGCUGCGAAAACUCUUCAAAGACUUCGUCAAACCAGAGCCACCCAAGAAUGCAACCAAGAUCGAAAAAAAGAUAUUGCUCGACGGAAGUCAGGUCUUCCCUCCCGUGCGGGGAUGCGUUUUUACUGAGGGACACACCUGUGUUCACUUCAUGGAUGACCCUACGGCAGGUUCCGGACUUCCGAGGGGGUUGUUUGUUUAUGCAAGUUCUCCGUUACCUCAAAUGGCACCAUCCUUUUACUGGGAAAUCGAACUUUGCUCCCUAGGGGACAAGGAAGAACCGGAACCGGGUCCUUGUAUUUCCGUGGGAUUUGCUCCUAAGACAGAUCAGCCUGCUAGUGGCUGGGUAAACCCCGUGGGCUCUUGCCUCCUACACAGCAAUGGCCGUGCAGUGCUCUACAGAACAGGUGGGCUCCUUCAAUGGAAAACUGUCUCGCUAAAUAUCGUGAUGAAAGAAAGAGACGUCAUUGGGUGCGGAUAUAAAAGAGCUGAAGAUCAGGCCGAUCGGGGAAUGGUGUAUUUCACUUGCAAUGGCGAACGGUUGGCAGAAGGCGUAGACGGGGUGCAGACUGGUCUGUGGCCUGUACUUCACAUUCAGAAGAAGAAUGUACGUGUUCGUGUGAACUUCGGUUCUCGGUCGUUCCUCUACGAAGAGGGUUCCAAACACCGUUUGGCGGCCGACUUGUGGAGUGACUCGUUAGUGGACGUCAGACAGGGAUUCACUGAGCUUCCGUUUGCUCUCGAACCUGACCAGGAUGAGGAGAUAAAAGGACAAAAGCCUCCUAAAGUUUGUAAACCCUCGCCACCUACACCUGCACCAUUAGAUAUCCCGAAAGACUCAGCUAAAGAAUACGACCCACUGGCCUGCCUUCAGUACAAACUGACAAGUAGUUACAACAGAAUGACGGAUGUAGGACCAGUAACACCUCUCCGCGCGAGUGAAGAGAGCAACAGCCAGUGGGGAGAAGCCCCACCGGUAGAUCCCUCUCGCUUGUUGGUGAAAGCGUGGGAGGACAAGGUUUUUCCCAUCAUCAGAAGACGAUUUCGUUCAAACGCUGACCGCCAAUCGGGGCUUGAGCAAAUUAAGGGAGCUCUACUUGCAGGAAUGACAGAGAUCGCCAUAGCAACAGUAGCUGAUUUGUACGAAGAUAAUGGCGGUAUCCCUUCAAUCCUUCAAUUUCCCACGCUUGAUGACGUCAAGGCCGACGUUAACAAGGUGAGCGCGGGGGGACUGAGGCCAGGUCAGGCUGUUAUCAUUAAUAGCCCUACUCUGAACCAGGCAGCCUGUGUACCUGGCUUUGCUGUCCCGGAUAUGAAGAAGACAUUCGGACUUACUGGGGUGGUGAAGAAUGUUGACAAGCCUCAAGGAUUAGCAGAAGUAGAGACAUACAACAGAGAAGAAGGAAUACUUAUGAGAUUCUGGUAUCCUAUCCGUACUCUUGAGCGGCCGACCGCUGGUCUGGCACGUUCGUCGUCGCUGGCAUUGUGCAGCGAAGACCGCACCCGCGCCGAUCUUUAUUGUGAGCUGCUCCGAAAUGAGGCUUGUAUGACCCGGAUGUACUGUAGAGAGGCGAAUGCCAGGUUGCUUGCAAAGCUGGCAGAGAGUCAUAACCAAAUCUCAGAUGUUUUAUCGCUCCUCCAAGCUCUUACUGCCCAAUUAUUGGCUGUGCCUCAGUCCGAUGGCUCUAUUAUCAUGACGUCACCUCACUCAGCCCCAGGCCCCCGUCACUGCCUCACAGCCAACACCUUGCAACCAAGCACUAUCUUCUUCAGUGAACCUGCGAAGUUAAUUUCCGAGGUUCGUAAGUUGCUGUCUUUGGCAGCCGAUCAGGACGAAGAAGAGGUCCUUAGGAUGGUAAGUACUGUUUGUGAGGUGCUGAAAGAUCCCCCCUUGGGCGGCCACCACCGGGAAAUGUCGGUCGCGGCUGGAAAAGAGGACGAAGAGGUGUACUUCCCAGGCGCAGCGGUGACAGUGGUUUCGUGCAGAGAAGAUCCCGGAUGUUUAAAUGCAGGGUGCUUGUCAAACCCCAAAUCACCAUGUGUGUCAAUUUCAUGUUAUCAUGGAAACCAGAAAGUCAAUAAGAAUGGCCAAGUAGCUCGGUACAAAGUUGUUCAGUAUCCCAACACAGCCGAACCAAACAGCUCAGCAUCAGCGGGAGCCGACCUGUUUCCAGAUGUGAUUCUUCCAUGCAAUCGUCUUGACGUUCGCUUCUUCAGCUCCGCUACGGAAGGACUCAUGCUCCAUUUAAACGCCUUUCCUGCGGAGUUCUUUAUGUCACUUGUUUUCAUUGAAGUCUUUAUUUCAUUUUACCUGGAAAAUUCCUUGGAGGGUUUCAGAAAUUCGAAGAACAAAAGUACUAGUGGUGUCGAAGAUGUAAGCAGCCGGAGAAGUUUGAAUCAGAGGACUAUUGUUUACAACUUGAUUGACAUUCUCAGUUCGUUUCUUAUGAAGUCGGAUUUGCCCGUUGUUGUCAAGGAGAUUAUUUAUCACCUACUGGCACAGCUUAUCAGAGCUUGUCAUCUGGUGGAAUCACAGGGAAACCAAUCUCACAGUGCCGACCAUUGCAGCACGUUGGACUUGGCCCUGUCGCGAUUGAGUCCCUUGCGAGUUGAGCUGCAGAAAUUGUUAGAAAAAGAACUCUCGGUUACAAACACAGCAGCGCUGGAUUUCAUUCUCAACUGUAACUUUGAACACAGUGAGUUCUCGUCUUACUUGCAGGCUCUUCUAGGGUUGGUUUCAGCAACCAAUGAAGUAUCAUCAAGCCAAGGAAAAUCGGGCAGAGGUAUGUCCCUGAAGGAAGUCCGCGAGGCUUUACAAGCUGCGGUCUCUUUGGAUGAGACUGACAAUGUAGUGCGGUCUGCUCCACCAGAAAGUGUUGACAACAUGUUUAAUUUUGAAGCGGAAGCUGUUUAUCCUCCUUCGGCCACGGAGACUGCGGCGUCGUCCGGUCCUCCUUCCCCAAAGGUUAAGGCGAGCGAAAGGCGCGGUAGUGUUCGUCGGCGUAAAAGAGGUUUCGGACAUGGUGUCACGUCUCCCACAGAGAGCAUGCCUUGGUUUGAUAAGGUCGUCGGCACCACACUGCUGCUGAGAAAUCUCAUUCAUAAAGAUUCAAGGGGGUCUUCCCAACUCUCUGAUAGUUUGGCUGCGGUCAUUGCUUCCAAAAGUACAGCGCUGCAACGACUUCUUAUCAUCACCAACAUUUCUACCUCCUUGAGUAAGAGAGAAGCUCUGGAGGCCAUUAAGAAAGCUUGCAGACCAAGUGGAGGCAUCUACGAGAGCGUACUUUACAUUCCAGUGGUCGAGUCGCGCAGUAAAACAGAGGAGCCAGGCAAGAAGAAGGAAAGUGAAGAGGUGGAUUCCAGGCUAAAGUCAGUGACGGAACUUCUACCCAGUGCCCAGAGAGAAAAGCCCGACAAGAUACUAGGUUAUGCUGUGGUGGAGUUGAAGAGUUCAAGUCAACUUGAGCUAGUGUAUCAAACCUUAAUGUCUAGUAAGACGUUAAAGGAUCCGUCAUUGACAGACUCCACCGUUGGUGUGGCUAAGGUCAACUCUGAACUACUUAUGGAAGGAACUAACGAGCUCGCCGCUUUUUCGGUUUUUGAUGAGUUUUUAAACGCUAGGUUGUAUACCGAUGCUACAGCCAAAUUGCUCUCUGAAUCGGCGAAGACAGCUCUGGCAGAAAUUUUCUCGAGCUGUGCUCUCGUUUCUAGAGAUGAUUCGUCAAAUGCCGCAGAGGCUAGAUCCACGAGUGUGGACAGUGUAACUGACACAGCUCUGCAAACUGCUGCUGUGGAACUACAGAAAGCUGAUACCGUUAGUGAAGGCAGCACAAACAAGGCAGAGGAUACUGAAUCUCAAGGUCAAGUCGAGACAGACUCAAGGUCACAGGAAAUUCCGCGCCGAGAUACAGAUUCACUCAGUAGUAAUGGUGUGCAGAGCGAGACGCAGUCCAACCAGAGCAACUUUGCCUCCAUAACAAAAGUACUGCUGACAAACGAUCAAAUUUGUAGGGUUACACCCGGAAACUUGCUGUUAUCAUUUUUCAACGCCGUGCGUCACGCUAAAGAAUCAACCACACAACUUGUGACCCAGAUCCUAAGGAAUUACGGAAGCCCUGUUGAAGGAACCGAUGAAAGAGUGCUUGGACUUGAUGGCUUUCAUAACUGGGCGCUGUCUCGUGGCAGUCAAGAUGUUCGAUCGAUAUGGAAAGGGCUUAUUGCCUGUGGUUAUGAUCUGCAGUUCAAAAGGUGCACUUACUUUCUUCCGUCUGAGAUGGAAUCAGAUCAUGCUAACUGGCCUGUGGCUCGUGACCACGCCCUUGUCCUGUAUGUGGAUACCCUGUGUCGGGCAUGGUCUACCACUCCGUCCCGUCUGAUGCCGGAUGAACUCCUUCUCUCUGAGGUGGACCUGACAAGCGAAGAUUUCCGUCAGUUACAGGGUGUGUCUUUAAGAAGCCUGAGAAGUCGUUUUGCGUUCCUCAAGUCAUUAAACGCAGACGUAGAACGCCUACUGUUACCUGUGACCGACUUUAGAGCCGCUGAGACGUUUAACCUUAGCACCGCUGCCCUUCUGAGAGAUGCCCGCGGGCUCCUUUUUUAUCACACCAAGGUAGCGUUGUUGAAUCACGUGCUUAACCACACUGCCCAUCGCGAGGCCGAUGAUCCGCCGCCCGAAGUCUCUAUAGAUCCACUGCAGUCCUUAGAAGUGGAUAAGGUGUCUUCAGCUGGGCCGCAGUUCUGUCAGGCCGCUCAUAACAUUACUGCAGUUCCUUCCAGUGGACUCAGAGUCAAGGUCGCCACCGGUGGAGACCCAGUCUUCCCUCUGAAAGUUGUACUCCAGGGAGAGCAGGUCCUGGGGUCAGGUGGUUCCUUCCGUCACUUUAUGUGGCUGAUGGCGCGUGAACUCCAGGGUAACCAUGUGGGGCUUUUAGUGCCAUGCCCUAGCUCUGCUGCCAACAAGAACAAGGGAAAGUUUAUUUUGAAGCCGGGUCCUAUGACAUAUGCGGAGGAGGAAUUGCUCAUCUUCUUCGGACAGCUGCUGGGAAUUGCACUGAGAGCUGAUAUUCCACUCGCUCUGGAUCUGUUACCUUGCUUCUGGAAAAGCUUGUUGAACCUCCCGUUGGACCCGCAGGACGACCUCAGAGAAACUGAUAUUCUCACUUACAACUACUUGCGACGAUUUUCGGAGGUGGAAAGCGCGGAGGAAUUUCAAACGUUGUGUUUUGAAGCUGAUCUGUGCCCAUACCGAUUUGUUUACACCUCCCUUGACGGCGAAGAAGUAGAACUGUGUGAAAAUGGAGCUGAUGUAGCCGUUACAUGGGAGAAUCACAAAUCAUACGUACAAGCAAUUAGGGAUUUACGACUGAAGGAGCUGCGAUGUGAGUCCCGUAUGGCGGCUGUUCGGUGUGGUUUGUCUUCAGUAGUCCCUCUGCAUGUACUUACAGUCAUGACUCCACUGGACAUGGAGAUUCGAACGUGUGGGCAACCCUCUCUUGACCUAGGAUUUCUCAAGGCGCACACUUGCUAUGUAGCAGGAGUAAAAGAUACUGAUGUGCACAUUGAAUACUUUUGGAACACAAUGGAAAGUUUUUCUCAGGAUCAGCUGCGAAAAUUUGUGAAGUUUGCAUGUAAUCAGGAAAGAUUACCAAGCCGAUGCACUUGUCAGGAUGGCAAUCCUAACACAGCUGAUGUACAUGUCCCACCAUACCCCAUGAAAAUUGGUCCCCCAGACGGGAGAGGUCCUUCAGACGCGCGGUACAUACGGGUUGAAACUUGUAUGUUUAUGGUGAAACUGCCGCAGUACUCGACCCAGGAAAUUAUGACUGAGAAGUUGUUAUAUGCUAUCAACUGUCGUGAAGACCCUCUGACGGAUAUCACCUAAUACUGUUUAAAGGCAAGUCUGAAACCGGGAAAAAAAAUCUCGUCAUCAACUCAUAAGAAGAAUUCAAUUACAAGUGAACCGGAAGCUACGUAUUCGGUUGUUUUUGCGCUAAGAACCACGAAAGACAUUUGAAAGAAAAGACAAUGACUACAUUCUGUUUCUUUUGUGGAUUAACUGCACCUUCUUGCCUUGGAUAUUAUGCCAUAAAGACAUGCCCAUGCAUCAGUGUGGAAAAAAUUUCUACGAUUUGACUUAUAGGUUGCAAAUAUUUUUUAAUUCAAGUUGUUUCCACGAUGAAUUGAAACGAAUUUGAAGCUCUCUUGGAUCAGAUAUUUAUGCUUGGCUUUUGAGCAAUCGAGAUUGUUAAUGUUUUUAACGUAACGAAAUUAAUCGUAACAAGCAUCUCUUUGCAUCUGCCUUUUACGGAUCUUUUACCCCAUGACAGUUGAUAUAUUUAGACUUUGUCCAUUCCCUGUGUAAUGAUUCCAUUAUGCAUGUGGGAAGAAGUAAAGAAUUAACUUUAAAAGAAGUCUUUUCAAGGAAAAUAGUAAAAGACUGCGAAGAGUAAGGAGUAUUUUAAGAUCACAAGAUCACUGAGUUAAGGAGUUAAAAGAAUCAAGUGAACAUUGUUUUGAAUUGAUAAUUUCUAGAAGAAAAACAAAAUGGAU
Molecule: messenger RNA, 13363 nt
Organism: Pocillopora verrucosa
Lineage: Eukaryota; Metazoa; Cnidaria; Anthozoa; Scleractinia; Pocilloporidae
Product: probable E3 ubiquitin-protein ligase HECTD4
Biological process (GO): glucose homeostasis
Molecular function (GO): ubiquitin-protein transferase activity
Source: RefSeq, a predicted model, not a curated record